Messenger RNA from Daktulosphaira vitifoliae (grape phylloxera), 1267 nucleotides. RefSeq lists its product as uncharacterized. The record is from RefSeq and is a predicted model, not a curated record. The coding region runs from base 64 to 1104 and encodes 346 amino acids. The transcript has 4 exons. Lineage: Eukaryota; Metazoa; Arthropoda; Insecta; Hemiptera; Phylloxeridae.
UUUUAGUUAUUUUUUAGUAAGAAAUUUAUAUAUUUUUUAUUUUUUUGAUUACUAUUCUUAAAAAUGUUUUCAAUCAAGUUAUACAAAAUUUGCAUUUCUUUACUUUACGCAAUUUCGUUUAUUGAAGCAUAUCCUAAUUCGCUAAAAAAUACAGCAAUCAUUAAUCAUUUUUGUAAAAACAAUUUUUGGAAAUAUUUAUCUAAUUUACAGGAAGUGCGAUAUGGUCAAAAAACUUAUUACUCAAAGAGUAUUAAUUACAUUGCCGAUACAUCAACAAGCAAUGAUAAAGUACGUAGUGCUACAUUAUUACUUAGCUGUCUAUACGCUCAAGAUUUAAGACAAAUAUUCUAUAUGGUCAAUGAUUACCAAAACAUAUGUCAAAUAAUUCUAGAAAAAAAAUGUAAUCCCUAUCUAUGUACCAUAAAUUUAUUGACUGUUAUUAAAAAAAUAACUAUAUUGGCAACAAUCAUAAAAGAAUCAUUGAUUUCAUUAGAUGCGGUAUAUACUAUGCCACCAAACCAAACAAUAGAAGAUUAUAUAUUAUAUGAUUUUUUGUCGCGUUUACAAGAAGUUGAAAAAACUGUUGCUAAUAAACCUCCGUCGCAGGAUAAUACAAGGGAUUGUGAAAUAAUCUUAUUAAAUAUUAAAAAUGUUUUUAAAUCAAAGAUAGAAGAUAUGGACGAAGAAAUUCAAGGCAAACGUAAAAGAGAAUGCAAGUUUAUCACUGUCAAUUUACAUCCAAUGAGUCAAGAUUUGAAGACAGUGGAUAAUGUAGAAAUUGAUUUUUAUUAUUUUAAAGAUUUGAAUAAAAAAUUUGAUAUUGAAUUUCGGAAGAUUCUUAUACAAAAGUAUUUUAAUUUAGGCUUCUAUUUCAACACAAAUAUUAAGAUGGUUCAUUUACCAACGCCAGGAAAAGAUCUCUAUGAUAAAGAAAAUGAGUUAAACAAAUCAGAAUUUAUGAAGAAAGAAAUAGGAAAGAAAUCACCAACUGAAGUAGAACAAUUAUUGAAAUUUCUUAAACAAGUAUUAACAAUCAGAUUUACAUUCUUCUACUUCCCGAACUUUACAUGCUACAGAUGGUGGUGGUCCUAUUUCACAUGUUAAGAAGUCAAAAAUGUUUCUUGGCUAGGUCAAUGAUGGACGUUAAAGGUAAUAUGGCUGGCUUUUACCAGAGACAAGUAUCACAAGGAAAAUCUUGCUGGCGCCCUAGAGAUCGAACUCGAGACCCCGAGCGCCAAAACAUGCUUUUCUAUCCGCUAGGCCAAGC